AUGUCUUUGUCACGCGGAAACGCCCGUCAGUCCGUUCCUGUGACUCAACCUUCUACUCAGGAUAUUGGCUUUCAGCAGCAGGGUAGUGUAGAUUGGACCGCGGUGGCAAGUGGUACUGUCAGCUUCUCUGUGAAGGUUUUGUCACAACUGUCAAAAGCUGGCGUUGAAGCGCUGACCAUUUGUGCCGCCCGAGCGAUGUUUCGCGAUGUCAGGUUGGGCAACAACGGUGAACUUCGCCUUCAACGAGCAUUGAAAAAUCUCAGUGCUUUCCCGUCUAUUGACAAAGUCCUAUGGCUUGGAUUUGGUGUCAGACAUAUCAUUUGGCAUAUGCAGGAAUCGGCGGAAGGUCUGGCAUGUCUCGCUAUAUGCUCCAGUCUCACCGAAAGCUAUACCACUGCUGCUGCAGCGAAAGUUAUGAAGGAGUUGUUCCUCGUAUACAACCCACCUUCUGAGCUAACCCCCGCGCUGAGCCAAUGGCAAGCUCUUGUCGAGGCCUGUGAGGGAAUCCUUGCUCCGACCGAGUUUGGCCUGGUCCUUCAUGGGCUAAUUAAACUCUUUCCAAGAGACGGUCUGUCCGAUAUGCGCGCCUGCGCCCCACCACGGGAUGUUGCUACUGUCCUGAGGAAGUUGUUUCAAGUGUCUGCAGGGCACAUUGACCGUCUUUACCUGUCAGGUGGAGCCGAUUGUGCCUGGAAUGCCGCGGUUGCACACUGGCUUCUUGACCUGAGGGUCGAGAUUCUGGAUCAAGAUGGAACCACAAUAUAUCGGCCAGAUGGCACACGAAGUCAGCUAUUUCCAGAUGCUCAAGUCAUCGUAGCCUACACACAGGGUGCUGAUGAGCCACAUGUACCGUUGCAAGUCCUGCAGAAGCGUUAUGUUAUUCCUAGUGGCCAUAAAUUACUUGUCGGGCAUCCCAGCGAGGAAGACUACACGCUAUCAUAUGGCAGAGUAUCGUGGGAUACGUGUCUAGUUGACACUUUUGGUAGUCAGAUGGAACUUCUCCUGGGAUCUCAAGCCCGCACUGCGGGUGCCUGCCUUGGCUCCGCUGCCCGUAUACUCUCGGCCGUCAUGAGCGAACCUAUGUCUACCCCAGAACCUAAUCUUCGGUCUUUCAAACCUCCGGUAUCGUCUUCGGCGUACGGAAGAGGAUUCUAUCUACUGGCGCGGCGCCAAUUUGCAGAACUGGAUCAAACUACGCCCCUCGUCCAAAAGAUGGAGACAGCCUUACAUCAAUCGUACCUGGAAGCGGCCCAACAACUAUCCCAGUCGUUCACCAAGCUUGGUCGUUUAUGCUUAUGCAGGGAUUGUGAUUCAAAUGCAGGUAUUAGUGUUACAGAAGACCAUCCGGUUUGCCUCAUAAUACUUGUCCAAACUAUCUGUAUCUUGGUUCGGAUCAUGUCGGUGUGUUACAUGCAACAAGACCUUGACGUUCACCCCACUCGCUGUGGUAUAGAGAAUAUAUAUCGGAUCCUACGAUCACAGCGAUUUGCAUACGCGGAAGACUUGGAAUGUGAUCCAUCUGAAACUGCUCUUCUGUGGUCCUGGACGCAACACGAUAGUCUGACCUGGAUGCAAAUCCUCUUUACGGGACGUGAAGAUAAGAGCCUUUACACGAUACCUAGGGGCAAUUCCGUAGUAGCAACUUGCAACGGAUUAUGCUUCUGUCUAAACACCCUGACUGAGAUUACAUCGGAUCCUCAACGAGCAUGUAUGAUUUUGGUCAUACCUGGUAAGAUUGAAUGGCAUGAUUUUAUAUACCAUCGUAUACGGGAUCUAGAACCUGGUCAUCGUGAUCCUCAGAUAGCUUGUGGUGGCCCUUACAACGCGGUUUCAUCCACAAUCAUUAACCAGUACGACGAUCUGGCCGACAGCUCGUCCGCAGAUCUAAAUGCCGAGCUAAUAGUCGAAGAAACCACGGCAGAAAGAAGACUUCUUCAAACUACCUAUCGCAUCACAACUCCAGAAUCCCCAGGUAAAUCCUUCCUGGUCGGCCCUAGAAUGAUAUGGGGUGAACUCAAUGAGGCGUUUACGGCUGCCAGCUGUCAGGGGGGGAUAUGUCGAUCUCUAAACGGUUUUCAGUCUAUCCUUGUGAAAGGAGAGGGGCUUCCCUAUCCAGUCCUCGAGUUGCGAGAAACACAACUUCCAAUCACGUGCGUAUUGUCUUCACAAGACCUUGCAAUUUGGGUUGCCCUUUCACAGACACAUCUUCUAAGCUCUGAUUAUCGCUCGAUGAAGCUAUCCCACAUACUCCAAGGCGAACAAUGUAUCAGGUGCUGUGUAUUGAAGUCCAAGGAGUGUCAACGAGCGCCCAAUACUUAUGGUGUAGCUUUAAUUACAUCGAUAUAG
This is a messenger RNA of Fusarium sp. VM40, 2346 nucleotides long. The record is from the annotation of a GenBank genome assembly. Lineage: Eukaryota; Fungi; Ascomycota; Sordariomycetes; Hypocreales; Nectriaceae.